Molecule: messenger RNA, 1366 nt
Organism: Melospiza georgiana
Lineage: Eukaryota; Metazoa; Chordata; Aves; Passeriformes; Passerellidae
Gene: FADD
Product: Fas associated via death domain
Exons: 2
Coding region: 64-693 (209 amino acids)
Biological process (GO): signal transduction; regulation of apoptotic process
Molecular function (GO): protein binding
Source: RefSeq, a predicted model, not a curated record
GGUACCGUGCCGUCCCUGCGGUGUCUCUCCGUGUUCCCGAGAGGUCGCCCCGCGCGUACAGCAAUGGAUUUCCACUUCAGAGGGCUGGGACAGGACGCCGAAGUCCCCCCCGCGGGCCGCGGCGCCCUGGAUCCUUUCCAGAGCCUGCUGUUCUCCGUUUCCUCGGAGCUGUCGGCCAAGGAGGUGAAGGACCUGACGUUCCUCUGCCGCGACAAAGUCCCGAAGGGAAAGAGUGAGGCGGUGCGAGUCGGCCUGGAUCUCUUCAGCACCCUGAGGGAGCGGGGGCACAUCGCGCCCGACGAUCUGGAGUUCCUGAAACAGCUGCUGCGGAAAAUCAGCAGGGUCGACCUGCUGGCACUGGUGGAGCAGUUCGAACAGGGGGAACUUCAGGCCCCUGAGGAUCAGCCAGAUGAGCAUGAAAAAGGUCUCCUGCAGGUAGCUUUUGGUGUCAUUCAUGACAAUGUUGGGAGGGACUGGAAGAAGCUGAUGCGAGAACUCGGGCUGCCAGACGUGAAGCUGGACAAGGUGGAGGUGGCCUAUCGAUACGACCUGGGGGAAAUGGUUUUUCAGGCACUUCGGGAGUGGCAGAAGUGGAAGGGGAAGGAUGCAAAGGUGGCUGACUUAAUAAGAGCCCUCCAGGCCUGCAACCUGAGAUUGGUGGCAGACCUGAUUGAAGAGAGGCUCUACGGGUGAACAGUGGAACCAAAUGAAAACAGUGUAAAACUAUGAAUGAAAAAAGUCAGUGCCUUCUUCUCUUCUGAACCAAAUUAACUAUCACUGGCUGCCACUUAUUUGUGCCUUAAUAAGUUAAUUUGUGCUCAGGUGAAACAGACAUGGAAACAGAUUCCUUUCAUAGAGCACUUUGUACUUUGAUGCUUAUUUCAAGAUAUUUUAGCUUUCAGAAGAUCUGAACUCCCAUUAUAUAGAAAUUCUCACGCUUUUGUUCUGCCACUCACCUGAAAAAUUUGCUUUGCUGCAGACACUUUUCAGAUGCAUCUCCACUGGAAAUACAUCCAUGGCACACUUCUGAAACAACUGGAAUUUAAAAUUUCAUGGAGAUGUUGGAUUAUUUUUUUUUAUAAUGGCCUAUUAUGAAUACAGUGUGAAAGGGAGAAAGAGUAAAGGUUUCAGCUGGGUGCUGGCUUUUCUUUUGGAGUAGCAAAAAAUAAUAUCUUAGGAAAUUUGUCAGAUAUAUUUGCUCUCCAUGAAAGUAUAUUAAGACAACUGUAACCUCAGCCUGCAGUGCAAGAGGGACACUAAUUAUUGUGGUGGCUUUCUUGGGAAAAACAUGCCUGGAUUUGAAAUGGAAGUCAAAUGUCUGCACCAAGUGCCUUCAGCAUCCUGAAGUUCUCCUGAAACUGUCCAA